CUUGUCCGAACCCGAAAACUGUGAAAUGAUGGGUCCCAUCUCUUAUAUUCUAAACCACAAAAACAUCUAAAGCCCUUGGGGUUUCUUUUAAUACCUUUGUCACUCCUCCCCUUUGCUUUGGCUGGCAAUACUCUCCGAUUACUGGAUCAGUUCUUUGCUGCAAUCUUUCUGAAAUGGAUCCACAAGGACAGGAUGUCUUCGAGGUUAUCCUACGCGUUUUGGAAAUUGAGUUGGAGAGGGAGAGAGAGAAGACAAGGCUCAUGGAAGAGUCGCUAAGGGCUGAUCGAUCUGCACUGGAAGCGAAGGAGAGAGAAAGAUGGAUCCUUGUGAGAGAGAAGGAUCGAAUGCUUGCAGUGAAAGAAGUCGAGGAAAAAUUGGUUGCUGAUUUCCUCGAAGCUGAAGCUAGCAAGAAUUUUGAUGAUCAGAAAGCUAUGAUUGACGCUAUUGUAGCUUCGAUGUGCCGUGGCGCCGGUGAGGGAAACAACACUGGAGGAGUUGACGGCGGUUACGGAGUGGAUAUUAACUACCUUAUCAACACUCAGAGCCUGGAUGAGGGAACCGUGAUGGCGACUAUUGAAGGAACGAACGGUGAUGGGAAGUGAUAUAGCUAGCAACAACGGUGGUGUUCCUGGUGGAUACGGCUGCGGUUGCAGUGCCGAGCAUUGUGAAUACGGUGAUGGUCGUUAUUUGCCUUAUGUUUUCCUUUUACAAGAAAUAACAAGCCUGGGUUUUAAUUUGUUUUCAACUGCUUAUACUUCACUAUUGUGUUAGAGGUUGAAAGCAUGUUUUGUAUGUAUUUAUCAAUCUAGAAGUUGCUGCUGAAGCAAAUUGGGAUUGAGGAGUGUUUAUUA
Durio zibethinus is the source of this 851-nucleotide messenger RNA. NCBI's taxonomy places the organism in Eukaryota, Viridiplantae, Streptophyta, Magnoliopsida, Malvales, Malvaceae. The record is from RefSeq and is a predicted model, not a curated record.